AUGGCCAGCACUAGUGCGAGUGGAUUAUUUGGACGUGUUGGCGAGUUCAACGUCGCACGUGAAACGUUUAGUGCCUACGUCGAGAGGAUGGAAAUGUUCUUUACAGCCAACAACAUUGUAACGACAACAGGAGAGGGAAGCGCUGCCACCAACCUUGUGGUAGCGAACAGGAAACGUGCCAUUUUCCUGACAGAAGUGGGGCCGGAGGUAUACACAACCCUCAGCAACUUAUUGGCGCCCACUAAACCGAAGGACGUGUCAUUCACUAACAUUGUGGAAGUCUUGGAGAAACACUACAACCCGAAGCCCCUGGAAAUCGCACAAAGUUUUCACUUUGGCACGCGAAAUCAAAAAUCCGAAGAAUCAGUUAGCGAUUAUGUGCUGGCUUUGAAGAGAUUGGCGGUCCACUGUAAUUAUGGUGAAUUCCUCAAUCGGGCGUUACGUGACCGAUUCGUAUGCGGACUGAACAAUCCGAAGAUACAAAACAAACUACUGAACACAGAUGACCUCACAUUCGAAAAGGCUUGCAGUAUUGCCCAGACCAUGGAGAUGGCAGACAGGAACACCCAAGAAUUUCACCCUUCACGCAGUGAAACUGUUCAAGUAAACAAGUUGACAGAACAAGGAAGUAAAAACACUGAAAAGAAGAACACUGAACAAUUGUCAUGUCCUAGGUGUGGGGGUAAUCAUUCAGGUCAGUCUUGUAAAUUUAAGUCAGCAAAAUGCUACAAGUGCUCCAAGAUUGGGCAUUUAGCUUCUGUUUGUCGCAGUAAGGAUGAAAAGAAAAAGGGUAAAAUUCAUAGUGUACAGGCUUCAGAAUCAGGCAAUGAUGAGUGUGAGGAUGAGGAAUUAGGAAUUUAUUCUCUGAAUUCGCUUGACCAAAACAAGCCUAAUUGCAAUAGGUACACUGUAGAAAUGGAAAUCAAUGGUAAACUGUGUAUGAUGGAGUUAGACACAGCUGCAGAUUUCUCAAUAAUGAGUAGAAGUGAAUAUCUAGAGAGGUUUGCAGACAAGCCUCUGUCUCCUUCUAAAGUAACACUUAAGACAUACACGGGUGAAUUACUUGAUGUGUCAGGGGAAAUGCAGUGUGACAUAGUGUAUAAGGGUAAACCAUACUCUCUACCCAUUCUUGUAGCCAAUUAUGAUGCAAAACCUACUUUACUUGGUAAAAACUGGCUGCGGCACAUUAAGUUUGAGUGGGGUGAGAUAUUUUGUAUUCCCAAGGGAGACCCUAGGAGUGCUGAUAGUCAACUGAAUGAGUUGCUAUCUAAACAUAGCGAAUUGUUUACUGAGAGUUACAAAGGUAUGACGGGCCUUGAGGCCCAUAUUACUAUGAGAGGCGAUGCAAAACCUGUAUUCGUGAAAGCGCGUAGGGUUCCAUACGCUUUAAAAGAGCAAGUCGAAAAAGAGUUAGACAAACUAGAAAAGCAUGGUGUUAUUAAGAAAGUUGACAGGUCACUUUGGGCUAGCCCAAUUGUGGUAGUGCCAAAGGCUGAUAACACUGUCAGAAUAUGUGGAGACUACAAAUCCACUAUCAAUCAGUCAGUUGAAGAUGAGCAAUAUGUUUUACCUACUACUCAGGAUUUGUAUGCUGCUCUGGUUGGCUCUAAGGUAUUUAGUAAGCUUGAUCUAUCACAUGCCUAUGCCCAGCUGAAUGUUGACAAAGAAAGUCAAGAGUACUUGACAAUUACCACUCAUAAAGGCCUUUAUUCCUACCAGAAAUUGCCCUAUGGGGUCAAGUCAUCCCCAAAAAUCUUUCAAGCAAAAAUGGAUCAAAUUCUUCAGGGAAUUGAAAAAUGUGUUUGUAAACAAGAUGACAUCUUGAUAGGGGGCAAUGACUGGCAAGAGAAUCUCAAGAUACUUGCUGAUGUGUUGGACAGGCUACACCAAUACAAUUUGCAUUUAAAACUGGCAAAAUGCGAGUUUUUGAAACCUGAAGUGGUUUAUCUAGGUCUGAGAAUAAGUGCCGAAGGCCUGCAACCGGUGGAGGAGAAGAUCAGUGCAGUGAAAAGAGCCCCAGCCCCAAAGAAUGUGAGUGAAUUAAGGUCCUUCCUGGGCAUGGUUCAGUAUUAUCAUUCCUUUUUGCCAGGGCUGGCUACAACCUUAGCACCUCUGCAUAGGCUUUUGCAGAAAAAUAUUCAAUGGGAAUGGACAGAUGACUGCCAGAAAGCUUUCGAGGCAUGCAAGGAGGGCCUCACCAGUGAGUCGCUGUUGGUCCACUAUGAUCUAAAUCGUGAGCUUAAGUUAGCUUGUGACGCAUCGAGUUAUGGUUUGGGGGCAGUGCUUAGUCAUGUAAUGGAAGAUGGUCAAGAAAGGCCAAUAGCAUAUGCGUCACGUACCCUCAGCUCAAGUGAGAAAAAUUAUGCUCAAAUUGAACGGGAGGCCUUGUCUAUUAUUUUCGGGGUAAAAAAAUUUAAUCAGUUUCUAUAUGGACGAAAGUUCACUUUAGUAACUGACCACCAGCCAUUGUUGGCUAUUUUGGGCCCAAAAGCUGCUAUACCCACACUUGCAGCUGCCCGUAUGCAGCGCUGGGCACUUGUCCUUUCAGCAUAUGACUAUAACAUUGAGUACAGGAGCUCCGAGAAGCACAGCAACUGUGACGCCCUUUCUAGAUUACCCCAUGAAGAGUCUAAGAUUGGCAGUGAGAGUGAGAUUUACAAUGUAAGUGCCAUUGACAAAGAUUUCCCCAUAACUGCAAAAGAGAUUGGGAAAGCUACAUUGAUGGAUCCAGGGUUAAGCAAGGUACUUGAUUGGGUCAUGGUGGGGUGGCCAGAGGUUUGUGAUGAAGAUUUAAAACCCUAUUACACCUGUCGACAUGAACUUUCUUGCGAACAAAAUUGCAUUCUCUGGGGUUCCAGGGUGAUCAUUCCCCCAGUAUUUAGGGAAAAGAUGUUGGAGGAGUUGCAUUGGGAGCACCCAGGCAUUUGUGCAAUGAAAGCAAUAGCACGCACCUGUGUUUGGUGGCCCAAGAUGGAUGAGGAAAUUGAACAAAAGAUUAAACUAUGCUCAGUGUGUCAGGAUGUGCGGACCUCUCCACCUUGUGCCCCAUUGAUACCCUGGAAAUGGGCCACGCGACCCUUUCAGCGUAUUCAUGUUGAUUUUUGUCAGAAAGGGAGUGAUUUUUUUUUUGUGGUGGUUGAUAGUUUUUCAAAAUGGAUAGAGGUUAAGCACAUGACCUCAAUCACCACAGAGAAAACCAUAAAUGAGUUGCGUCUUAUAUUUGCCCAACAUGGUUUGCCCGAGGAGUUGGUAUCAGAUAAUGGGCCACAAUUUGUUUCAAGUGAGUUUGCUGAGUUUAUGUAUAAAAAUGGCAUUAAACAUACCCUAACUCCUCCUUAUCACCCACAAUCAAAUGGUGCUGCUGAGAGAUCAGUCAGGGUGGUAAAGGAGGCGCUUGUCAAACAAGUUCUAGAGGGAAACAAGGGAAGGUCUAUCAAACAUAGACUAGCAGACUUCCUCUUGAGAUACCGUACCACCCCACACAGCACCACAGGUGCUACGCCAGCAGAACUGUUGAUGAGACGUAGACUGCGUACUCGUUUAACUCUAGUGAAACCUGAUCUAGCCAAAACCGUAGAGAGUAAACAAAAUAAGCAGAAGGAAUAUAAGGAUUUAAAGGGUCAUCAAGAUAGGCUGUUUGCAGAGAAUGACAUAGUUCGAGUGAGAAAUACUCAAGCCCGUAGCAAUACUGAGAGGUGGAUUCUGGGAAGGGUAGUUAAGGUCUGUGGACCCAGAACAUAUUUAGUUAAGACUGGCUAUAAGACCAGAUAUGUUCAUGUUGAUCAUUUAAUUAAAGCACAUGAUCAGGUGCCACAUGAAACUAGAGAGUUGGACAUACCUGUCCCAGAACUGUGUGAGCAACCUACUCUAAGUGUAGAUAAUAGCCAAGUUUCAUCCGGGGUGCCGCAGCCACCAGUCAAUUUUUCAGAUAAAGAUAAUGAGCCUAAUUCUAGUAUUAGUGAAGAGAAUGUAAACACACCAUCGCCGGUUGUUCUGAGGCGAUCAGAGAGAAUUAGGAAACCUGUUGACCGACUGAACCUGUAG
This is a messenger RNA of Pocillopora verrucosa, 4044 nucleotides long. Lineage: Eukaryota; Metazoa; Cnidaria; Anthozoa; Scleractinia; Pocilloporidae. The record is from RefSeq and is a predicted model, not a curated record.